Messenger RNA from Medioppia subpectinata, 939 nucleotides. The record is from the annotation of a GenBank genome assembly. NCBI's taxonomy places the organism in Eukaryota, Metazoa, Arthropoda, Arachnida, Sarcoptiformes, Oppiidae.
GAAGACAUGAAUCAACCGAUCAAAGAAUUUGUUGCCGAAUGUUUGGGAACUUUGAUUUUAGUGACAUUAGGCUGUGGAGCAGUUGCUGCCAAUGUAUUGAAAGGAUCGAGUGAUAUAUCAAUUGGUUUGGGAUUUGGUAUCGGAGUACUCAUCGGUGCCGUCAUUGCUAUACCUAUUUCUGGCGGUCAUCUCAACCCAGCCGUCACUAUAGCUCUUUGUUCAAUAAGAAAAUGCAAUUGGAAAAAGGCUUUAUACUAUAUUCCGGCUCAAUACAUCGGGGCUUUCUUGGGAUCAGCCAUUGUGUACGGCAUAUAUCAUCAGGGAAUCCAAGAAUAUGAGAAUGAAUUUAGAAAACUGGCUGAAAAUUCAAACUCCACUUUCGACAAAGUGGGUCUCACGGGAGGCAUAUUUGCUACAUAUCCGCAAACAUAUCUGACCGUCGGUCAGGUGUUGGCCGACCAGAUAUUCUCGUGCGCUAUACUUAUGAUCGCAAUACUGGCCAUCACUGACGAGAAGGGCAUUAAUACUCCCCGAGCUCUCCAACCACUGAGUAUAGCGCUUGUUGUCUGUGCACUCAUCAUAUCCUAUGGCUUCAAUUGUGGCGCUACACUAAAUCCUGCCCGUGACUUAGCCCCCAGAGUUUUCACCGCACUCGCAGGCUAUGGACUCGACGUUUUCAAACCAUUGGAAGGUCAGUAUUGGUGGUCGGCUGGUCUGGUGGCCCCGCAUAUCGGCGCUAUCAUCGGUGCCCUUAUCUAUGCGUUAGGCAUAGGAAUGCAUAACAAUAAUAGCGACGAUUCCAACGCAAGUCUCAGUACAUUAGUUACGGUUCCCAUCACUAAGAAUGAUGUCAUCUUUCAAAGAGCUCGACAAGUGAUCACCGAAAACAUGAAAGUGUCGCCAAUGGAUAUCGAGAGAGAAAUGCAUAGAAAUUACUAA